Molecule: messenger RNA, 4752 nt
Organism: Chelonia mydas (Green sea turtle)
Lineage: Eukaryota; Metazoa; Chordata; Testudines; Cheloniidae
Gene: ADAM33
Product: ADAM metallopeptidase domain 33
Exons: 21
Coding region: 1038-3647 (869 amino acids)
Biological process (GO): proteolysis
Molecular function (GO): metalloendopeptidase activity
Source: RefSeq, a predicted model, not a curated record
GCAUGCGCUCUGGGUUCACGUCUCCUGCCACAACGUGAUGGUUGCCCUUGUCUCCCGUCCCCUGUUACUGUGCAGUGGUCACUGUUCAUAGCGCUGCCCGAUGGCGGUCACCACACACAGGCAGGGCCCCGCCAGGAGGGCCUGGAAAGGACCACUUGGGCCAGAGCCCGGCGCUGCGGAGUGCUGUUCCUUGCAUCUCCCCCUGCUCUCCAGCCUCCGCUGCCUCCCCUGAGGGCCCUGCCCAAUACCCAAUUGCUCUUGCAUGUUGGAGACUUUUCCUAGCACCCACCUCAAUUCCUGCCUGCUGCCCGAGAGGGUGAGUCACUGCCACCCUGGAGGAGUCUCCAGACCACGUCCUCCCCCAUCUUCUGGGUGGGUGCAGCGAGCCGCCUCCUGCCAGCGCGCCUAGGGGAGGAUGGGCGUCCGUCGGCAUCUUCUAUCUGAAUCCCAGAGAUGGGGAGGGGUCUCGGGAGCUCUCUAGUCUCUCCCCCAUUCCAGCCAGUGCAUGAAAAUUAUCUCUGAGCCCGAGGGAAUUACUCAGUGGCCUAAGCAGGAGAUUCCAGCUCCAUGGAUUCCUGGGAAACAAACAUUCAGCCCCCUGCAGAGCCAUCUCCGACCUCCUAGGCGAGUCUGGUUCUGUGCCAACUGCUCUGCAUGGCUCUUUCAGAGGAGAUCUUAACCAUGGCUGUUCUCUCUGCACGCUAGAAAUCCUGCGGGGCUUCUGGCGAGCUGCCCGCUGUCUUUGAGUAGUGUGGAUGCACCCUGGCUGACCACGUCACAGCUCCCCCAGAGGUGGCUGCAUUUCAGUGGUGGUGAACGUAAUUUAUGUGUUUGGGGCCAGGCCAAGGCCCCAUGUACUCAGCAACAAGCUGAAUUCUGUGGCAAGAGCCCUUGGUUCUGCAGUAGUUUUGUUUUCAUUCAAAUCCAGAUGUUUGAGGUACAAAAAUUCAUAUUGUGAGAUCAGCACAGCAGCUCCUGGGUCGUUUAUCCUGUUGCUGAAUUCAGCUCACUCAUUGUCCCCACAGCUGCAGUUUUGGAUGCCAAAGACUUUUCCAUGGACCAUGUGUGGCUGCAUCCCAGAAAUGGCUGGAGGGAUGCUGGAGGUUUGGGUCGCUAGGCUGCUGUCGCCGGACUACACCGAGACUCACUACUCAGCCGGCGGGCAGCCGGUGACGCUGUCUCCCAACGACACCGAUCACUGUUAUUACCACGGCCACGUGCGAGGGUACCAGGGCUCCUGGGUGGUUCUCAGCACCUGCUCGGGGAUCAGCGGCCUGAUCGUGCUGAAUGUCAAUGACAGCUACUACUUGAAACCCCUGGGGACCCCGGAACCUGAGCAUCACAUCCUCUUUCGGGCAGAGCACUUGCCAGUCGAAGGCGGGACUUGUGGGCCUAGCGGCCUGUUAGGAAGCAGCGUAGCUGACGUUGCCAGACUCGUCAAGCCGGUGCAUCAGCGGGCAAAGAGAGACACCUGGAGGACCCUGAAGUACAUGGAGCUGUUCAUUGUCGCUGAUUACACCCUGUUCCUCAAACAGAAUCGCAACCUGGGCCAAACAAAGCAGCGGAUUCUGGAGAUUGCCAACUACGUGGACAAGUUUUACAGGUCUCUGAAUAUCAAAGUGGCCCUCGUCGGCCUGGAGGUGUGGACGGAGAGGGACCAGUGCAUGGUCACCAGCGACGCCAAUGCCACCCUGUGGUCCUUCCUGCAGUGGAAGAAGAUGCUGAGGUCUCGGAAGAAGCAUGACAACGCCCAGCUGCUGACCGGCAGGACCUUCCGAGGGACGACCAUCGGGAUGGCCCCGCUGGAGGGGAUGUGCAGCGCAGAGAACUCGGGAGGUGUGAGUGCGGACCACUCGGACCUGCCGAUCGGAGCCGCCGCCACCAUGGCUCACGAAAUCGGGCACAACUUCGGCAUGAGCCACGACAGCGAGGGCUGCUGCGUGGAGGCCACCCCGGCUCAAGGAGGCUGCGUCAUGGCCGCUGCCACUGGCCACCCGUUCCCUCGCGUGUUCAGCUUCUGCAGCAAGAGACAGCUGGAGAGUUACUUCCACAAGGGAGGCGGGAUGUGUCUCUUCAACAUGCCCAGCACCAAAGACCUGGUGGUGGGCAAGAAGUGUGGAAAUGGCUUCCUGGAGGACGGGGAGGAGUGUGACUGUGGGGAGCUAGGGGAGUGCACCAACCCCUGCUGCAACGCGCACAACUGCACGCUGAAGGCCGGAGCCCAGUGCGCCCACGGGGACUGCUGUCAGAGCUGCCAGCUGAAGACAGCUGGGACCAUGUGCAGAGAGCCGGCUGGAUCCUGCGACCUCCCUGAAUACUGCACGGGGGCCUCGCCCUACUGCCCCGGCAACGUGUACCUGCUGGAUGGCUCGGCCUGCGCCAGCGGGGACGCGUACUGCAGCAACGGCAUGUGCCUGACUCAUCACCAGCAAUGCGUGCAGCUCUGGGGCCCAGGCGCCUGGCCGGCUCCCGACGCCUGUUUCCAAGAUGUCAACACAGCCGGCGACACGUAUGGGAACUGCGGCAAGGACAGCCAGGGGCAUUACGUGAAAUGUGACCGGAGAGACGCCAAGUGCGGCAAGAUCCAGUGCCAGAGCUCGGCCAGGAAACCCAAGGGGACCAACACAGUCUCCAUGGACACCACCAUCCGCUUCAACGGGCGGGAGGUGAAAUGCAGAGGCACCUUCAUGUACGCCACCAAGGACGACGAGGGGGACCUGUCGGACCCCGGCCUGGUGAUGACGGGGACCAAGUGUGGGGACGGGAUGGUCUGCAAGGAUCGCAGGUGCCAGAAUGCUUCCUUCUUUGAGCUGGAGAAGUGCAUUUCGCAGUGCCAUGGCCACGGGGUUUGUAACAGCAACAAGAACUGCCACUGCAGUGCCGGCUGGGCCCCCCCGUACUGCGAGAAGCCGGGCCUGGGGGGCAGCGUGGACAGCGGCCCCGUGCAGCACGACAACCAUGAAGCCAUCUUGAUAGCCCUGCUGCUCGUCUUCCUGCUGAUCCUCCCUGCCACAGCUUUGGGGAUCUACUGGUGCUACAGACGGAAGAACUCGCUCCUGAGCAAAUGGAUAAAGAGCACGAGGAAGAGCCAGGAGACGCGCAGGAACGGAGCCAUCCAUCAGAAGGGAACCGGGGGCCAUUCGAACGCGGCUUUCACCUUGCAGGAUGUUUCCUCCUCUAGUAAAGCUGCCAACAGCACUAACAAAGCAGCCAGGAGCAUCUUGCCCCUCAAGCUGAACGGUUCCCAGCCCAUCAGCAUUGUCCACCCCCUUCGCCAGGCUCCCAGCCCAGCCGCUCAGCCCCACCGAGACCUCAAGCCGUCCAGGCCGCCUCCUCCUGGUGGCAAAUCCCCCGUCGUUCCGGCCAAAACGAUCGGCUCCCAACCCAAGCUGCUGCCUCCAAAGAAGCCUCUUCCCAGCAGCCCCGUGAGGACUCCUGUGAUCGUCUCAAAGCACGGACCCCCUCGCCGGCCUCUGCCUGGGAGCCCUCUCCUGGCCAAAACACCUCCCUCGGCACAGGGACGGACCCUGCUGGUCACGGUCCCUCCCACCAACUUUAAGGCGGCAGGGGCCAGCUCUGCCAGGUACCUAACCAAGCCCGUCCCAGGGUUCAAAGUCCAGUCCGCCUCCUUCCCCUUUAAGAAAUGACAAACGUGGAAAAAGCAAGAGGAAUCCUCGCACAUGCUCCCCGAACUGGUUCUCCUCAUUUGCACUAUUGCGGGCGACGGGGCUCUUUUGGAUACCAAAGGACUAUUUUUAUAUGAGGGGAAAUGUUUCUGCACAUAAAAGAGGGAGGGUGUGGGGGAGGGGAAAGUGGUACGGAGCUAUAUCAUUGGGGUGGGGUGGGGUGGGCAGGGCAGCUUGUGGGGUUAACCAUGACGCAUCAUCUGCCUGCCAGGGGCAUCAUCCAGACUCUGCUCCUUCCCAGCCAUGCCUGCUGGGCUGGGAAGCAGCAGAUCUGGGUGCCCUAAGCAGCCAGCACUGAUGGAAGAGGCUGGUGACCAGUCCCGAGGCAGGGCCUAGCUACCUUUGCCUCUCUCGCCAGCAGAAUCCAAUGCUGGACGUUGUUACCACAGCUGGCACCGGCGAUCCACGCGGCCCGGGGGACAAUGCAAUUGCCGACUCAAACGGUGCCACCUAGCGGUGGGGUGUCUGACUGGCGUGUCCCUGGAGGAUCCUUGUUGUCACCCUCCCCGGCUUCCUCCUGGUCUGAAAGGCCGUGACAAUUGUGGAGAGCCCAGCAGAAAAAGGUGCUCUGAAGAGGAGCCAGCUGGGAGCGCUUCUCUCGUGCGGCAUGUGUGGCAACGGGGUUUCAGCUGCUCGGCUAUUUCAGGGAACGGGGGGUUCCCCAGCCACGUGCUUUGUUCCCGUCAUAUGGUGUAAGCCAUGUGGUUGCUUUCUGAGCUGCUAAUGUUUUAUUAUGAAAAGGGGGAAGAAGUGUGGACCAGUGGUGAGAGCAGGGGGCUGGGGAGACCCACUCCCAACUCUGCCACUGACUCACUGCGUGGCCUUGGCCAACUCACUGCACCACUCUGUGCCUCAGUUUCCCCAUCUGUAAAAUGGGGGUAAUAAUACCUACCUCACAAGGGUGUUGUGAGGUUUGACAAACUGAUGUCUCUCAAGGGCUUUACGAUCCUCAGAUGGAAGGUGCUGCGAAGUAUUACGAUGUGUUUAAUGUCUGAGUCACUUUCCUAUGACAUGACACCUGACGUCGUCAGGGUCUCUGAAGUGAGAACAAUGCCUUUCUCCAGUC